Molecule: messenger RNA, 391 nt
Organism: Puccinia graminis f. sp. tritici CRL 75-36-700-3
Lineage: Eukaryota; Fungi; Basidiomycota; Pucciniomycetes; Pucciniales; Pucciniaceae
Exons: 2
Coding region: 29-391 (120 amino acids)
Source: RefSeq, a predicted model, not a curated record
AAAUAGUAUACCACAACCAAACAUCAUCAUGUACAUCUUGCGAUCAAUCACAGUCUUGACAAGUGUUGCGAUCGGACUGGUCGUCACCAGCGACCUGGGGACGCCGAAAUUUGACUGUCGAAAAGCAUCCUUCACCGGCAGAGAGCCGUAUUUCACCGUGGCUUUCUGCGGCAAAAACGGCGCCAGGGGAGGCUACGACAUCGUUCAGGCAACCACUUUUUACGGAACCUCGUUAGUUGGUUCUAACUGCCAUAAGCGCAAUCAUUCAACUCAAAUCUGUUGUAUACCGGGAGAGGCUUAUGUCGAGGAUCCGUCGCAAACAGGUUUUAUACCCAAGUAUAAGUUCGACAACCGUAAAUGCAAGGUCAUGGGAUUGGAACCGGAUUCCUGA